AUGGCUGGCUAUACUAUUCUGGCUGCUACAAACAAUUUUUCUAUUGUGAACAGGAUGGGAGAAGGUGGUUUUGGCUCAGUAUACAGGGGUAAAUUGGCACAUGGACAAGAAAUAGCUGUGAAAAGGUUAUCAAAAACCUCAAAGCAAGGAAUCUCAGAGUUAAUGAAUGAAGUUGGAUUGGUAGCCAAACUCCAACAUCGUAAUCUUGUGAGUGUUUUGGGAGGGUGCACUCAAGGAGAAGAAAGAAUGUUGGUCUAUGAAUACAUGGCAAAUAGUAGCUUGGACCACUUCAUUUUUGAUCCUACACAAAGAAAAUUUUUGAAGUGGAGGAAACUAUAUGAAAUUAUUAUGGGGAUUUCUCGGGGACUGCUUUAUCUCCAUCCAGAUUCAAAGUUAACCAUCAUUCACAGGGAUCUAAAAACUAGUAACAUUCUACUAGACAGCGAAUUGACCCCCAAAAUUUCUGAUUUUGGUCUUGCCCACAUCUUUGAAGGAGGCCAUUCUACAGUAACAACAAAAAGAAUUGUUGGGACAGUUGGUUAUAUGUCCCCUGAGUAUGCAGCAAAUGGGCUUCUUUCCCUAAAGUAUGAUGUAUUUAGCUUUGGAGUUAUAGUGUUAGAGAUAUUAAGUGGCAUCAGAAAUAAUAAUUUCUACCAUCCAGAUCAUGACCGUAAUCUGUUGGGCCAGGCAUGGAGAUUAUGGAAAGAAGGACGAACUGUGGAAUUCAUGGAUGUUAAUUUAGACCUUGCAACUAUUCCAUCAGAAUUACUAAGGUGUCUGCAGGUUGGUCUCUUGUGUGUGCAAAAGUUACCUAAAGACAGGCCACCGACUAUGUCGUCUGUGGUUUUCAUGUUGAGCAAUGAAAGUAUUACACUUGCCCACCCAAAGAAGCCUGAAUUCACUGAACAAGGGUUAGAGUUUCCAGGGUACAACAACAAUUCUAUGACUAUUACUCUAUUAGAAGCUCGAAAUUAGUUGCUAACUUAUAGGUUCCAUUGCAAUUGCUAUUAGGCCGUUUGGUAAUAUUUUGUGAUAGAGAACCAGAAUUGGAUGAAAGAAAGAGCAUUGUAGUAGGUCCAUUACAAUAGCUUUCUUUUCUUGGUUGUUGGAAAACAUUCUCACACUGAGUUUUCUGGCUGCAAUGUUUACUUAUAUUCUUAUUAAAGGAUAUUUGUACUAUAUAGGAAAAAAAUAAAAACAAAAAAGAGCGAAGCCCCCACCACGACGACAGUGAGACACAAAAUAACAUAAUGAUUAAAGAGAACAAGACACAAAUUUAUAUUGA
Messenger RNA from Glycine soja, 1285 nucleotides. RefSeq names its product G-type lectin S-receptor-like serine/threonine-protein kinase At4g03230. Gene Ontology annotation, molecular function: ATP binding; protein kinase activity. Gene Ontology annotation, biological process: protein phosphorylation. The record is from RefSeq and is a predicted model, not a curated record. NCBI's taxonomy places the organism in Eukaryota, Viridiplantae, Streptophyta, Magnoliopsida, Fabales, Fabaceae. Bases 1 to 975 code for a protein of 324 amino acids. The transcript is spliced from 6 exons.